GUGAAGCAUGGCGGUGGAUAUGAGAUUACCCUCAUACAGAAAACAAAUACCACUUUCUGCUCAUUCCAAGGCAGAUAAACACCUGGUUGUUCCGGGGGAUGUGAUCACAUCUGAUACUGGUUUUAUGAGAGGCCAUGGCACGUAUAUGGAUGAUGAAAAGCUCACCGCUUCAGUGGCUGGUGAAGUGGAACGAGUAAAUAAACUGAUCUGUGUGCGGCCACUCAAGACGAGAUUUAAUGGUGAAGUUGGGGAUGUGGUAGUUGGUCGCAUCACUGAGGUUCAGCAGAAACGGUGGAAAGUGGAAACGAACUCUCGGCUGGACUCUGUAUUGCUUCUAUCAUCGGUUAACCUUCCUGGAGGAGAGUUGAGGAGGCGAUCAGCAGAGGAUGAGCUUGCCAUGAGAGACUAUCUUCAAGAAGGAGACCUCAUUAGUGCAGAGGUCCAGUCUGUGUUUUCAGACGGAGCCCUUUCACUCCAUACACGCAGCUUAAAAUAUGGCAAGCUCGGACAGGGUGUGUUGGUGCAAGUAUCACCAUCACUUGUGAAGAGACAGAAGUCCCAUUUUCACAAUUUGCCAUGCGGAGCUUCCGUAAUAUUGGGGAACAAUGGCUUCAUUUGGCUACAUGCCACACCGGGACAUCAAGAUGAAGAGGCGGGAGGGUACUAUACCAGCAUGGAGCCGGUUUCGCUCUCGGAUCGGGAGGUCAUUUCAAGACUGAGGAACUGUUUACUGGCCCUGGCAGCUCACAAAGUGUUACUCUAUGACACCAGUGUACUCUACUGUUAUGAAUCCUCGCUGCCUCACCAGAUCAAAGACAUCUUAAAACCAGAAAUCAUGGAUGACAUUGUGAUGGAGACGCGGCAGCGGCUUCUUGAGCAAGAGGGCUAAGAUGCCAGCCGAUAGAUAUUUACGAACCUGGAUUGUGUUGUGUUUCAACAGAAGGAUGCAACCCAAGUUGCCUUUUUUAUUUUUUGUUAUCAAAAAGACAAAAAAUGACAAUGUUGCGUCAAAGAUGUUUUGUACCUUAUGAUCCUCCUCCAGUGUUAAAUAUAAAUGCUUCUUGACAGAGCCACUUUCAAUAUAUUAAUAAACCGUAUAGCUCUUAAUUUCUCAUGAAUGCUUUUCUACUUCUAUCGAGAGGAUAAAGAGAAACAUAAUACAUAUUUGUGCAGUUUUACUAUAAUGUCAUUUCUGUUGUUUUUUAUGCAUUUGUACAUGUUCUGUAAACAAGAAUUCACACUGAUCAACCAUAACAUUAAAACCACCUCCUUGUUUCUACACUUACUGUCUAUUUUAUCUGCUCCACUUACCAUAUAGGAGGGCGGCAUGGUGGCUAAGUGGGUAGCACUGUCGCCUCACAGCAAGAAGGUCCUGGGUUCGAUCCCCAGACGGGGCGGUCCGGGUCCUUUAUGUGCGCAAGUGAGGUGAAUUGGAGACACUAAAUUGUCCAUGACUGUGUUUGAUAGAAACUUGUGAACUGAUGAAUCUUGUGUAAUGAGUAACUACCGUUCCUGUCAUGAAUGUAACCAAAGUGUAAAACAUGACGUUAAAAUCCUAAUAAACAAAUAAACAAACCA
Messenger RNA from Trichomycterus rosablanca, 1578 nucleotides. RefSeq names its product exosome component 2 (gene exosc2). Gene Ontology annotation, cellular component: nuclear exosome (RNase complex); cytoplasmic exosome (RNase complex). NCBI's taxonomy places the organism in Eukaryota, Metazoa, Chordata, Actinopteri, Siluriformes, Trichomycteridae. Gene Ontology annotation, biological process: TRAMP-dependent tRNA surveillance pathway; poly(A)-dependent snoRNA 3'-end processing; CUT catabolic process. The record is from RefSeq and is a predicted model, not a curated record. Bases 8 to 889 code for a protein of 293 amino acids. Gene Ontology annotation, molecular function: RNA binding. The transcript is spliced from 9 exons.